Branchiostoma belcheri (Belcher's lancelet) is the source of this 1095-nucleotide messenger RNA. Its product is annotated as sulfotransferase 1C4-like. The coding region runs from base 260 to 1081 and encodes 273 amino acids. Gene Ontology annotation, cellular component: cytoplasm. The record is from RefSeq and is a predicted model, not a curated record. Gene Ontology annotation, molecular function: sulfotransferase activity. The transcript has 6 exons. Gene Ontology annotation, biological process: sulfation. NCBI's taxonomy places the organism in Eukaryota, Metazoa, Chordata, Leptocardii, Amphioxiformes, Branchiostomatidae.
AUUCAAAUAACACCGGUACCUUGCACCGGCAAGUGUUACAGUGACUCUGCAACUUUGUGUGCAUAUAUGUAUAAGCGUUAUCGUCGUCAGGUGCAAACAAAACGGGUGGACUGUUCAAUGAUUGCAAGUCAUUGGCUUCUUCUUCAGAGUGUACUUUUGAAAUUUGCACAUUUUAAGCCCAGAGCUAGAGGUUCUUUAUUUUAAAGCUAGAAGUUCUUUAUUUGCUACGUUCCACAGCGUUCAACAAUCUCGUCAGAACAUGUCGACUAUCAAGGAGCGAGGGAUCACAUUUCCGGCUGACGUUGUGACACGUUCCAACCUGGAACUCAUGAAAACCUUUGACAUCAGAGACGACGACAUAAUGCUUGUCACCUACCCCAAAACAGGUACUUGGUGGAUCCAUCAAGUGGUGAAGCAAAUUCUGGCCUCAGAGGGAAUUCAGGAUGAGAAGUAUUUGGGAGACUUCCCCAACCUACUCGAGUUCACCAUUCCAGGAAAGGGCCCCAUAGUGGAAUUGUUCAAAACUGCACCGUCUCCUCGGGUCCUGGCAACGCACGUACCAGUCGAGUUCCUCCCGUCUGGUUUGCUCGGUUCCAAGGCUAAGACAGUUGUGUUGAUGAGGAAUCCCAAGGACACUGCAGUCUCCACCUUCAAGUUCUGGCAGAAAGUUCCAGAAGUAAAGACCCCGGAAUCAUGGGAUAGCUUCGUUGAGCAGUACCUUGCUGGCGACUGUCCGUGGGGGCCUUUCUACGACCACGUCUUGGGGUUCUGGAAACUGAAGGACCACCACAACAUUCUCUUCCUGAAGUAUGAAGACAUGAAAAAGGACUUGCCGGCAGAAGUGAGGAAACUCUCCUCGUUCCUGGGCAGACCGUUGAGUGAAGAAGCGGUACAGGCAGUGGUCGGUGCAACUCAGUUCGACUCCAUGAACAAGACCGUGGGCCAAAAAAAUGGACUUUGGACAAGAAAGGGAAUCAUCGGAGAUUGGAAGAACCACUUCAGCGAUGAGCAGAGCCGAGCUUUUGAUGAUCAGUACCGCGACAGGCUGUCCAACACUGGGCUGGAGUUUGAAUUCGAGUAAACUGAGAAAUCAUU